UUUAUCAAUCAAUCAAACGGCACACCAUCACGUUAUCCACUGCCCAAUACAGAACCAGCCAGCCUUCUGUAAACGGCCCAAUUUCUAAACCCUAAUCCACAAUGAAUCCAAAGCUAAAUUUCUUUCUGAAUAUAACGAUCGACAUGUGUCUGUAUCCAUCUGCUCCGCGAAAACCCUUUAAUUCCCUAUAAACGCCCUUUUUGGCACACAGAAUUGCAUGCAUCACACACCCACCUUCGCUUUCAGCUCAAGAAAUCUCCUGUAAUUUUCUUGAAAUUUUUACUAUAUAUAUAUAUAUAUGAGUCUGCAAAUACCAACUAAUCGGAUUUUAUUAUCCGAAUCAUUUCUUGUUUCCAAAAGCUGGAUCCUUUUGUGCUGACUCAUUUUCGCUCUUUAAUCUGUUAGCGAAGACGCAAAAAAAAUAUUUACCCACUUAUUCUCACUCUCUAAUAGAUUUACAUAUACCCAUGCGAACAAUUUUGUGAUUUUUCUAGAAUUUUAAGCUCAACCACUUGGAAGACUUGGAAAAUUAGGACAAGGAUUUGGUUUAGUUUAAUUUUUUUAGAGAUUCCCCUUCUUUAUGUGUUUUGAAAAAUUAGAUAUUUGAUGUAUAUAUCUAUGUACAUAUGAAUGCGUUUUAGGCUUUUCUGAUAACAGAUGCUGAAGAUAAUCAAUUAAGGGGAUUGGAUUAGAUUUAUUUUUUCAUAUGAGUGUUAGUGUUUUAGAGAAAGUGGGAGUGCGGAAAAUGAGUUUAGCUGCGGCUGAGGAAGUUUCAGCUUCGGAAAUUCAUCUUCCGGCUGAUAUAGAUUGGAAGAUGUUGGAUAAAUCCAAGUUUUUCUUACUUGGGGCAUUGCUAUUUUCAGGAGUUUCAGGCACACUCUAUCCGGUUGUGGUGUUAAAAACGCGUCAGCAAGUUACGUUGAAUAAGAUUUCGUCUAUGAAAAUGGCGAGUUCCAUUUUGAAAUUCGAGGGAUUCAGAGGAUUUUAUAGGGGAUUCGGGACUUCCCUUAUAGGAACAAUUCCUGCACGCUCCCUUUACAUGGGGGCACUUGAAGUGACAAAGAGUAAUGUAGGCAAGGUUGCUAUUGGUCACUUGGGAUUAUCUGAGGCCUCGGCCGGUGCUAUUGCUAAUGCUGCUGCUGGCCUAAGUGCUGCAAUGGCCGCGCAAUUGGUUUGGACACCAAUCGAUGUUGUUAGCCAGAGACUGAUGGUCCAAAGUGGUAACAACGGUGGUUCAAUUGGCUUGAAAACGUACAAUGGUGGGAUCGACGCAUUUAGAAAGAUUAUACAUGCUGAUGGAGUGAGGGGAUUGUAUAGGGGAUUCGGGUUAUCAAUAUUGACUUAUGCGCCUUCCAGUGCUGUGUGGUGGACUUCUUACUCUGUCGCACAUAGGUUGAUUUGGGGAUGCAUAGGUUGCUAUGGCUGCAAGAAGGACGAGAGUGGUUAUAGGCCGGAUGGGAAGGCAAUGGUGGCAGUUCAGGGGUUGAGUUCUGCAUUUGCUAGUGGGGUAUCGGCUUUGGUUACAACGCCUCUCGACACGAUCAAGACGAGAUUGCAGGUUUUGGAUGGAGAAGGAAGUGGUUGUGGUCGAGGUCGAGGUCGAGUGCCAACGGUUUUACAGACGGUGAGGAACUUGGUUAAGGAAGGUGGACUAAGUGCUUGUUACAGAGGUUUAGGUCCUAGGUGGGUUUCAAUGUCGAUGUCUUCAACGACCAUGAUCACCACGUACGAGUUUCUCAAGCAGCUGUCGGCUAAACGUCAAGAGAGUUUUGCUUGAGCAGAGGAAGAGUAGAAACCCAAAGUUUUAUGUAAUUUCAGCCCUGUUGGUCUUGCCUAAUUGUAUACCUCUGUAAAUGUUUGAAAAUGUAGAAUGGUUUCUUUAUUUCUUAUCAUGUCCCAUGUUUUAA
This is a messenger RNA of Olea europaea var. sylvestris, 1907 nucleotides long. RefSeq names its product solute carrier family 25 member 44-like. The transcript has a single exon. The record is from RefSeq and is a predicted model, not a curated record. The coding region runs from base 707 to 1777 and encodes 356 amino acids. Lineage: Eukaryota; Viridiplantae; Streptophyta; Magnoliopsida; Lamiales; Oleaceae. Gene Ontology annotation, biological process: transmembrane transport.